AUGGCCAAGGUCCUAGCCCAGGAGAAACAAGCCGCGGCCAAGCGCGAAGCCGAUCUGCAGGACCUCCGCGACAAGCGGCGCGCACUCAACUCCACCGCCGCUGUCGUGGGCAGCGCUGCGCCAGCAACGAAAAAGGAGACGCCGGCGAGCAGGCGACUGAGCAUGCUGGAGCGGUUGGACAGCGAGAAGGAGGCGCGGGAGCAUGAGGAGCGCAAGCGGGAGGAGCUGGAGCGGGAGGAGCGGCAGAAGGCUCGCGAGGAGCGGCUGGAGAAGGCCGCGCGGGCGGCCAAGGAGGCCGGGGAGCGGGAGCGGGAGGCCAGGGCCAGGGCAAAGGCCGCGCAGGAGAAGACCGAGAAGAGGGCCAAGGACACGGACGAGCGGGUGGGGCACGAGAAGCGAGAGGCGAAGGAGAAGAACGAGAGAGCGAAAGCGAAAGAAGAAGAAGAGAAGAUGGAGCGAGAGGCGAAAGAGAAAGAGAAGGCGGGAGAAACAGUUAAGCGAGACGAGAGGGCGAACGGACGAGAAGAGCGAAACGACAACCACAUGAAGGAGAAGGAGGAGAAGGAGAAGGAGAAGUCGGCGAGGAAGGCGUCUGUACAUAAGGAGACGGCGCGGGAGCGAGAGAGAGCGAGGAAGCAGGAGGCCAAGGAGCAGGCCAAGCGUGAGCGAGAGGCGAGGAAGCAGGCCAGGCGGCAGCUGCAAAAGAAGAAGAAACAGCCGGCAGCGGCGACGAAGAAAGACGAAACCAAGGUCCUCGAGGCCAAGAAGGCGGCUGUGGUGGCCGCGGCCGCCAACGAGGAUGAGGUGGACGAGAGCCUGACUUCGUCGGCGGUGCACGGCGGCACCAUGAUGCUCGCUGCCCCCAUCAUGGGCCGCGACAGCCAGCAGCCGCCCGCCAGCCGUGGCGGGCUCACGCCGCUUCCCUUGGCGUCGACCUUGUCUCCGUCGCCGUCGUCGACGACAUCGACGCCGUCGGCCUUCAAGACUUACUCGCGUCCCACCAACCCCCCGCCCUUCACCCUGAUCCUGCCCCGGGUCAACCUGCCCCAGCCGCCACUGCCGCCGGUGGCGACCACGACGGUGCAGCAGCCGCCGGUCGUCAUUGUACCCGACUCGAAGCCCGUGCCCUCGGCCAGCUACAGCAUGGUGCCCAUCGACGCACCUCUGGCCGACGGCACCAAGCACAAGGCCGACGACGCCAUAGAGUUGCCACCAUCGGCCACGGCCAUAGCGACGGUUGUUCCCAAACGGCGAGGCCGGCCGAAGAAAGGCAGGGCUGAGCCCGCGGCAGAGCCGCCGGUGAAGCGAAAGAGCGGAGAAGCUCGCCGGGGCGAGAGCCACGAAGAGGCGCCGGGCCGACAGCCAUGGACUGCAGUCGGCCAGCGACGACAGUCGAUCGGCCACGCCGGUGACGAUCGCUACACCCGCGAGCACGCCACCGCACUCAUGGCCACUGUCGCCUGCCACGUCAUCGUCGGCAGCGUCAUCGUUGUCGACAAAAUCGAAGCCUCGAGUGGCCAGGGCGUCGGGCGGGCAGACGUGGUGGCUUUGGCGGACGACGAGAAAGAGAAAGAGGGAAAGAACGAAAAGGAGCCCAAGAAGAGACGGAAGAAGGAAUCAGGGGACGAGCAGAAGAAGAAGCGGAAGCGAAAGAGAGAGACGAAGCGGGAGACUUACGAUAAAGAGGAGGAGGAGGAGGGACUCGAAGGCGAUGAUGACGAGGGAAUUACGACGAAUGAGAAGCGCGAGGGAGCGCAAACCUCUGGACGCCGGAAUCGGACGAACCUGAAGGCGCUCCACAAGAGACGGCGAUUGACGCCGGUAAGCAUGGCUGAGUCCGCCGAAGGCGACAAGCCCACCCUGCGCAGUCGGACUGCCGCCAUCCAGGCCAAGGCCGCCUUCGCCGGCGUAGGCAGCGGUGGUGCACAUCCGGAAGACAAAGGAGGGGGCAAGGAGGGGUUGCCUCAGCUCGAAAAGAUGCUCGACGGCUUCACGACGCUGCUUGAUUCUGCGGCAGAGAUGGCGCAAGGAGCGACUGCUCGCAAGUCACCGUCGCCAUCGCCAUCGCCGGCGCAACUGGUGCUGCCGCCCCUGCCGCGGCCCAGCAUCCCGAUGGGGGGCCUCGAGGAGGGCUACCAGGGCUUCCUGGCCACGUGCACCAACUACUUCGACGCCAAGCAGCAGCGCGAGGCCCUCGCCUCGCCCCUGCCGCCGCCUUUACAGUCGCCCCAUCAGGCCGGUCCGCUCUCCCCGAUGGCGAAAACUGUGCCGCCGAGCGAGCCGACAGUGGCAACCGUCGUCACGAUCCAUGACGCGCCGGCUCCCAUCUUACUCAUGUCUCCUGCAGCGGACGACCCGCAGUCGGCGACUACCGACCUGCCGACGAUCACCGACGAGCGCACGACCGAGACACAGCGGGAGCCGCAGUUCUUCCACGGCAGGGAGGGCGAAGAAGGCAGCCCGUCGGAGCUCGGCAUGCAGCUGGGCGCCAACCUGAGCAGCAGCGACUCCGGUGGCGUCCGAAGUCACCUGGUGUCGCCCUUCAGCGACAUACUACGGGAGUUCAACAUCGACGCCAGCGACGUGCAUUCGGGCGGCGGCGCCUACAAGCAGCAGCCUCACCAGAGCCAUCCCUACGUUCACCACCACCAUGCCAACUAUUUUGGCCUGCCUACGUCGCCGCUCGACAUGUUCAUGGUGCACCCCCACGAGCAGGACCCCUUCGGCGAGCUCUCGGGCGGAGGCUACGCCCCCUUUCUCAGUUUUCCAGCCGACGACGUCUCGCCCUACUACUCUCCCUCCCCGCUGCCACACGAGUCCGGUGAGAAGACUCCGGGUCUGGGUGCGGCCGGCGACGAUAUGGGCUCCAAGUCGGGCGAUGGCUCCAACCUGCCUGUGCUGGUGACGAACCUGGACACUGUGGACGUGGUGCUGGCGUCCGGCAAGACCUACUCCCACAACAUAGGCGACUCCCGUCGGGUGCCAACGCCGACGCCGACAUUUGACGCCCAAUCCCUCAACGCCAGGCUCAUGCCGACGUCGGCGGCAGCGCCCACGCGGUCGCCGUUCGUGUCGUACAGCGGACAGCGCCUCCCGACAGCGACGCCCCCGUUUCGCGCGACCCCGCCCAGUGGCGCCCAGAGCAGUCCCCACGAUGGUACCAACUGCCUGCAGACUCAAUUGGGCUCGACCGACGCAGCGAGCCCGCACCCCAGCGGUUCGUCGGGCCAGAAUGCGGAGAGUGACGGCGGCGAGCACCGCAUUCGAUUCUACGUACAGCUUCGCAAGGGCAACGAGACAGUGCCCAUUCGGGUGAACAAGGGCUUGACCUUCAGCGGCCUCAAGAAGCUCGGCAUGGAGCACUGGGGCGUGAAGGCCAUGUCCCCCAAGCUGUUUCGAGUGUAUGACCGCCAUGGAGCUUUCACCGUCGGCAGGGACCUCGUAGUAAACGAGGCGGUCAGCAACGAAUGCUUCACUUUGGUACAGCUGAGCCACGACAGCACCAGCGGUGACAGCAUCGGAGACGACAGCACCGCUCCGAGGCAGUGA
Messenger RNA from Acanthamoeba castellanii str. Neff, 3549 nucleotides. RefSeq lists its product as uncharacterized. The record is from RefSeq and is a predicted model, not a curated record. The coding region runs from base 1 to 3549 and encodes 1182 amino acids. The transcript is spliced from 9 exons. Lineage: Eukaryota; Discosea; Longamoebia; Acanthamoebidae.